Molecule: messenger RNA, 2363 nt
Organism: Saimiri boliviensis boliviensis (Bolivian squirrel monkey)
Lineage: Eukaryota; Metazoa; Chordata; Mammalia; Primates; Cebidae
Source: RefSeq, a predicted model, not a curated record
GUGAGCCGGAGCCCUGGGGUUGGGCAGCACUUGGUUCCGUGCAACUUUCAAGUGAGUUGCAAACUCCGCCCUGCAGGCCGGUGCCGGCGGCUGGGUGCACCUGGACCGCGGCGACUCGCACGAGCGAGGCCGCGACCUGCCGCCCCAGCGCGGGACCAGCAGCGAGAGCCGAGCACGGGGUUCUCCGCGUCAGGAAGGGCGGGUCGGAGCCGUAACUGCCCCAACCGCGGGGCGUACGCGCCAGCGCCCGCUCCCAAGUCGGCUUCCUCCCCGCCGGGGCCGCUUUGCUCCGGGUCUCCCCGUUCUCCAGGUCCCCCGAAUUGCAGAGGCGGAGGCCGUGGGCGGCGGGCUCUGCCUCAGCCGAGGGACAGCUGGACCGCCCCUCUGCUUCCCGCAACCGCCCCGAUCCCCCCAGUCCCAGCCCUUGCUUGAACGACCCUCUGGGCGGCUUUCUGGGGUUCUCCCCUCGUCCCCAAGGCCGGCAAGAUGGUGUCCUGGAUGAUCUGUCGCCUGGUGGUGUGAGUAUGGCCGCCCUCAGACCUCCUCUACCCCGGGGUGCCGUCCCGCCCCUGUGGUGGAAGCUGGAGACGUGUGGUGGGAGAGGGAACUUUCCAAGCUCCACCCUCCCGCACUCCAUGCAAGGGUUAACGGACCUGUGGUCUUGCAGGCGGUGCCUGGGGCACUGCUUGCUCCUCGCCCCACCAAACCUCCCCCCACCAAGCAUCUUUGGCUGAGGACGUCCCCUGCCACACGCCACACACACUGCAAACAGAUGCGUGGGGCCAAGGGCCACAGGCCUACCUUGCAGCUCCUUGGCAAACACAAGGUGAUAUGGCACGUUGUGGGUGGAGAAUCCAGGUGCAUGCGUACUUGCCGUCGAGCAGUCACAUGACUCACGUCCUGCUCCUCACCUUUGAGUACUCCAACACCUGGCUCACACAGCCCUGUCUGCAGCCCGGCAGUGCCAGGUCUGGUGGCCCUGGGCCUGAUUGCCUGCCCACGGGAGGGGACGGUCUGGUGUUCUCACCCACUUCGUGGAGUGGCUGUCCUCUCGCUCCAUCACGCACCCAUGGGCCACAGGUGCAGGCCUGGGCAGGCUUCAGAUGUUUGUAAACAGCAGGGUGGGGAGGUGCCCUCCAGGGCUCUGACUCAGGCACGGGUUGUACAAGCCAAUCGAGAAAAACAGGGCUGGUGUUUGGGAUGCUGUAUCCAGCUUAUGCUUCCUAUAAGGCUGUGAAGACUAAGAACAUUCGUGAAUACGUGCGGUGGAUGAUGUACUGGAUCGUUUUUGCACUCUUCAUGGCAGCAGAGAUCGUCACAGACAUUUUUGUCUCCUGGUUCCCUUUCUACUAUGAGAUCAAGAUGGCCUUUGUGCUGUGGCUGCUCUCGCCCUACACCAAGGGCGCCAGCCUGCUUUACCGCAAGUUUGUCCACCCGUCCCUGUCCCGCCACGAGAAGGAGAUCGACGCUUACCUCGUGCAGGCCAAGGAGCGCAGUUACGAGACCAUGCUCAGCUUCGGGAAGCGGGGCCUCAACAUUGCCGCCUCGGCUGCUGUGCAGGCUGCCACCAAGAGUCAGGGGGCGCUGGCCGGCAGGCUGCGGAGCUUCUCCAUGCAGGACCUGCGCUCCAUCCCAGAUGCACCCGUCCCUGCCUACCAGGACACCCUCUACCCAGAGGACCAGGUGCUCCACCGGAGGCCACCCAUUGGGUACCGGGACGGGGGCCUGCAGGACAGCAACACGGAGGAUGAGUGUUGGUCAGAUACUGAGGCGGUCCCCCGGAUGCCAGCCCGGCCCCGAGAGAAGCCCCUGAGCCGCAGCCAGAGCCUGCGUGUGAUCAAGAGGAAGCCGCUGGUGCGGGAGGGCACCUCGCGCUCCCUAAAGGUUCGGACGAGGAAAAAGACUGUGCCCUCAGACAUGGACAGCUAGGGUCUGCUGCAUCUGGCUGGUUCUUACCUCGUGCCCUGCAGGGCUCCGGGGAUAUUUGGAGAGACCUUUGGCUGCGCAUCUGGCCUGCCUGCACCAGCCGCUGGGCCCCACCCUCCUUGCUCUUGCUGAUGGCUAAGGGCUGGGAGCAGAUGCUGCCAAGGCCACAGGCUGGAUGCACCAUGAUGUACCAAAGCAGGCUAGGCCAGCAUUCUAUUUAUUGCCUUGCUCUGCCUCUUCCUUCCCUGGUUGUGGGACCAGAGCCCUCCUGGAACCCCUGCAAAUGAAACCAAAAGGCCACCUGGGUGUGUUCAUUCCUUCCUGUCCUUCUAAGUACUUGAUGGACUUUCAUAAGGCCUGGUGUGUGUGUGUGUGUGUGUGUGCUGGUGAGCGAGGUCAGGUUUGUGAAUGUUUUCAUAAAUAAAUACAUAAAGGGA